UCCAGCUGUCAAACUCGUGUGCUUUUCAUAAAAUAACCUCAAAAUUAAGAGGAUCAGGAUGCUUUGCUGCAUAAAUCCAAACAAUAUGUAAUUUGGUAUACUUCUUAUUUACUUUGAGCGAAAAUUAUCAAAGAAUUACGCGUUACGUUUGUUUAUUAUUGUAAAGAAACGCAUGUACGAUGGGUAAGCGUAAAGGAAAAUGCGCGAAGAAAAACAGCACGACCAAGCAAAGCUUGGAGCCCGAGAACCUGGUGAAGUCGCCUCACUCGUUCGUGAUCCACCGCGGGCACUGCGGCAAGGACCUCAUCGACCUUACCAAGGACUUCCGCAAGAUCAUGGAGCCCUUCACAGCGUCACAGCUUAAAGAAAGGAAAAAGAACACAAUCAAGGACUUUCUGUCGGUGUCGGGCUACCUGCACGUCUCACACAUGAUGGUGUUCACGGAGACUGAAGCGGGGUCUUACAUGAGGCUCGCGCGGCUGCCGCGCGGGCCGACACUCACCUUCAAAAUACAUAAUUACAGCCUGGCGCGCGACGUGGUGUCAUCUCUCCGCAAGCAGUAUGUCAUGAUGAAAGCGUUCCAGCACGCGCCGCUCAUCGUGCUCAACUCCUUCUCAGGCGAGGGCCAGCACAUGAAGCUCAUGGCCACCAUGUUCCAGAACAUGUUCCCCACCAUCAACAUCACCACCGUGAAGUUAAAGAACAUCCGGCGCUGCGUGCUGAUGAACUACAACCCGUCCACCAAGGUCAUCGACCUGCGCCACUACGUCAUCCGCGCCACGCCCGUCGGGCUCAACAAGGGCACCAAAAAGGUGGUUCAAGGCAAAAUACCAAAUUUAAAUCGAUGCAAAGACAUGUCGGAAUUCUUUGACAAAGCGGCCCUGCUCUCGGAGAGCGAGUUUGAGGACGACCCGGCGUCGCAGGUGCUGCUGCCGCAGGCGCUCGCCUCGCGCGGCGCCGCGCAGGACUCCAAGUCCGCCCUCAGGCUCUACGAGCUCGGGCCCAGGAUAUCGCUGCAGCUCAUCAAGGUGGAGGACGGGCUGCUGGACGGCGAGGUGCUGUUCCACGAGCUGGUGGAGAAGACGGACGAGGAGAAGGCGGCCAUCAAGAGGAAGAGGGACGCCAAGAAGAGGCAGAAGGAGAGCCGCCGCGCGCAGCAGGAGCACAACGUCAAGAGGAAACAGCGAGAGAAGGAGGAGCUGAAACAGAAGGCGCUAGAAGGGAUCAAGAAGAAGCGGGAGGUGACGGAGAGCCAGCGCCUCAUGCAGCUCGCCGACGCGGAGUCGCGCGCCGCGGCCGACGACGACGGCGACCACGACGACGACGCGCAGUACUACCGCGAGGCCGUCGGCGCAGAGCCUGAACAAGAUUUGUUCAGUGCGCCGCGGAAACGGAAGGCCGGCGACGACUCCGUGCGCGGCUUCAAGAAGAUGAGGCUCGACAAGAAACUGCACAAGAAAUACGACCCCGGCCAGAAGGGCGGCUCGCAGAACAGAGAUGGACGCUUCCAGAGUAAAGACAGGCAGUUCCCAAAUAAAGAAGGCGGUAAAAAGUUCCACAGAAAUAAAGACGACAGAGAAGGCGGCGGGAAAUUCCACAACAAGAGAGAGGGGUUCCAAAACAGGGACGGCGGAAGGAAAUUCAACAAAAACCAGGACGGGAGGAACUUCCAGGGAAACAAGGGCAAAGGGAGGGACAAGAGCUUUAACAGACCGAAGAAGGUGUUUGGCGGGAAGAUGAAUAAGUUCAAGUCUGGGAAACAGGGCAACAAGGGGCGGAAAUGACAAUAAAUGGAUGGUGUAGUCGU
This is a messenger RNA of Leguminivora glycinivorella, 1807 nucleotides long. RefSeq names its product protein Peter pan (gene ppan). Lineage: Eukaryota; Metazoa; Arthropoda; Insecta; Lepidoptera; Tortricidae. Bases 180 to 1784 code for a protein of 534 amino acids. The record is from RefSeq and is a predicted model, not a curated record. Gene Ontology annotation, molecular function: rRNA binding. Gene Ontology annotation, cellular component: preribosome, large subunit precursor. Gene Ontology annotation, biological process: rRNA processing; ribosomal large subunit assembly. The transcript has 9 exons.